Piliocolobus tephrosceles (Ugandan red Colobus) is the source of this 987-nucleotide messenger RNA. Its product is annotated as olfactory receptor 13C7-like. The record is from RefSeq and is a predicted model, not a curated record. Gene Ontology annotation, biological process: G protein-coupled receptor signaling pathway. Gene Ontology annotation, cellular component: membrane. The coding region runs from base 1 to 987 and encodes 328 amino acids. The transcript has a single exon. Lineage: Eukaryota; Metazoa; Chordata; Mammalia; Primates; Cercopithecidae. Gene Ontology annotation, molecular function: G protein-coupled receptor activity; olfactory receptor activity.
AUGAAGGAGGCAAACCAGACAGCUGUGACAGAAAACGUCCUGCUGGGGCUACACAAGCACUGUAACCUGGAGGUGCUCCUGUCUGUGUUCUGCCUGGGCAUCUACUCCAUGAAUGUGUUGGGGAAUGCCUUCCCCAUAGGGCUGAAUGUGCUGCACCCUCACCUGCACAACCCCAUGUACUUCUUUCUCAGCAACCUCUCCCUCAUGGACAUCUGCGGCACCUCGUCCUUUGUGCCUCUCAUGCUAGUCAACUUCCUAGAAGCCCAGAGGACCAUCUCCUUCCCUGGCUGUGCCCUGCAGCUGUACCUUAACCUGGCGCUGGGAUCAACGGAGUGCCUGCUGCUAGCUGUGACGGCAUAUGACUGUUAUGUGGCUAUCUGCCAGCCGCUUAGGUACCCAGAGCUCAUGAGGGGGCAGACCUGCAUGCGGAUGGCAGUGCUGAGCUGGGGGACAGGCUUUGCCAACUCACUGCUACACUCCAUCCUUGUCUGGCGCCUCCCCUUCUGUGGCCACAAUGUCAUCAACCACUUCUUCUGUGAGAUCUUGGCAGUGCUAAAACUGGCCUGUGGGGACAUCUCCCUCAAUGAGCUGGCAUUAAUGGUGGCCACAGCUGUCCUGACACUGGCCCCCCUCUUGCUCAUCUGCCUGUCUUACCUUUUCAUCCUGGCCAUCAUCCUUAGGGUACCCUCUGCCACAGGCCGGCACAAAGCCUUCUCCACCUGCUCAGCCCACCUCACAUUGGUGGUGGUUUUUCAUGGGACAGUCUCGUUCAUGUACUUCAAACCCAAGGCCAAGGACCCCAUCAUGAGUAAGAUUGUCGCAUUGUUCUAUGGGGUUGUGACGCCCUCACUGAACCCCAUCAUCUACAGCCUGAGGAACGCAGAGGUGAAAGCUGCUGUCCUAGCUCUGCUGAGAGGAGGUCUGCUCUCCAGGAAAGCAUCCCACUGCUACUGCUGCCAUCUGCCCCUGUCAGCCGGCAUAGGCUAG